AAGGGGCAGGCUUGGAUGGGCUCAAGCCUGCCCUCCAAAAUCGAACAAUUUUUUUUUACUACUACUCAUCACAGCAGCCCAGCCCAGAAAACACAGGCCCAUCUACUCAGCAGUCAGCCCAGCCCCUGUAAACGCUGGUGUCGAGCAACCAAUUCGAGCGUGCUGCAACACAUCUCGACGCCUUACCCAGCCACAGCUCCGCCGCACCGCACCGCAACCCUAGCCGCCGCCGGAGCACGCCGCGACGCCGUCGACGGAGAGCACGCCGUGACGCCGUCCAGGGAGUUCACGCCGCGAGGACGCCCACGAAGAGCAGCACGGUACGCCGCGACGCCGUCGACGGAGCACACAGCCAGGGCGCCACCGACGCCGCCGGAGCCAGCCGUUGGGACCUCACCGGCCGUUCGUGGAGCCCACCGGCCAUCCGCAGAGCCCUGCGUCAAGGGAUCGACUGCUCGGGGCGCUGGCUCAUCAGGUCCAGUUAAGAGAAAUGAAAAGAAAGACUUUGAACAAUUGGUUUGCAAGCACUUCAAACACCCCCCGUGGCAACUUCAUCUGUUGAGCGAAUUUUUUCAGCUAUGAAGAUCAUCAAAACAGAUUUGCGCAAUAAGAUCUCGGAUGAUUGGCUCAAUGACUUAAUGGUGUGCUAUUGUGAGAAAAGGAUAUUCAAAAGUAUUCAUGAUGAUCAGAUCAUGAUACAAUUCCAGAAAAAGAGUGAUCGGAAAGCUCACCUGCCUCGUGAGUAUAAUGUGAUUGCUUAAGAGUUUUCUAGUUCUAGUACAACUUUGUAUACAACUGUUUCGUCGCAAUAAACUAGCUACUUUUGGACAGAUGGCAUGGCGCUUGGGAUCUGAAGCAUAUAAUCUAUAUAGUUCUACAGUAGCAUUGGUUAGAAGCAAAACCGGCAUCAUUGGUUUCGUCUUCCUUUUUGUUGCUUCUGUAGUACUUUAUCUAUUGCUGUGUGAAUUGUAUGCUUUGGAAUCGAAAGUUUGUGGUAUGACCAAAUAUGUUACUACUUACUAGUAUUGCUGUUGUAAAAUAUCAUAUCGUUUCAGGCUCA
Molecule: messenger RNA, 1060 nt
Organism: Triticum aestivum (bread wheat)
Lineage: Eukaryota; Viridiplantae; Streptophyta; Magnoliopsida; Poales; Poaceae
Product: serine/arginine repetitive matrix protein 1
Exons: 2
Coding region: 16-582 (188 amino acids)
Source: RefSeq, a predicted model, not a curated record